GUUUACGACUUGCGCCCAACGCCGUGGUGAACGAUCCAUUGAAUUUUCACAUCAAGAGAUCACGACGAAGUGACUAAGGUCUCACAGCAAUUACUCGCAGAACCGCCCAUCCGUCCUAUACCGCCCAGAAUCGAUUCAGACUCCCAUCCGCCUUUCGCUGUGAAAACAUUGAAAUAUGGGUGUCGCCAAACGAACAAGAAAAUUCGCCACGGUCAAGCGCAUGAUCGGUCGGAAGGAUGACCGCCGCAAAGAGGAAGCAGUCAAGAAGGCCGAGAUGGAACUCAAGAAGAAGGAGAAGCAGGCCGUGCGCGAAGUACCUCAGAUGCCGUCAUCUAUGUUCUUUCAGCACAACGAGGCUUUGGUCCCUCCCUACCAAGUGCUCGUAGAUACCAACUUCCUGUCGAGGACAGUAGGAGCCAAGCUGCCGCUGUUAGAAACGGCCAUGGACUGCCUCUACGCAUCAUGCAACAUCAUCAUCACAUCCUGUGUUAUGGCUGAGUUGGAGAAACUAGGGCCAAAGUACCGGGUAGCUCUGAUGAUUGCCCGCGAUGAGAGGUGGACGCGCCUGACUUGCGAUCACAAAGGCACAUAUGCCGAUGAUUGCAUCGUGGACCGCAUACAAAAACACCGCAUUUACAUCGUUGCCACAAACGAUCGUGAUCUCAAGAGGAGAAUUCGCAAGGUCCCCGGCGUACCUAUCAUGUCCGUCGCAAAAGGCAAGUAUGUCAUCGAGAGACUUCCGGGCGCCCCCGCCACCUGAGGCGUCCGCGGGAUAUCCAGGACAGGACACCAGUCAGCGACCGGUCGGCGAUAAUGUUGCCUAAAGCGCCGAGGCCCGUUGAAUGAGCAUGAGCUCCGACAGACCUGCGGCGCGUAGAACGCUGGCUCGUUUCUUCAUAACGACGGCUCCUCCCGAAUUGCCCGUCUGUUUCCUCCUGAAUCACAUCAUGGGUGCCUCCGGGCCUACGAUGGCGUUGUUCUCGCAAGUGGGAGUCGGUCGGAAAAAGAACAAUAUGCUACAAAGUAGCGGCUUGACAGGCAGACACGGCCCUGACAUUGAUGGGGUUGGGAAAGAUGGUGCGGUUGUCCCGGUGUUGGUAGAGUUCGCCAAGGUGAAGAACGGUGGUUGGUGUCAGCUAGCCGCCAUUACUCGCAUUGUGCUACCAAAAAUGAUGGGGAGAUUGGAAUGCGGUUGGUACGGGUACCGUGAGACCAAAGUUCGAUCAAAGCUGUCGCUG
Molecule: messenger RNA, 1238 nt
Organism: Chaetomium strumarium
Lineage: Eukaryota; Fungi; Ascomycota; Sordariomycetes; Sordariales; Chaetomiaceae
Product: Fcf1-domain-containing protein
Exons: 10
Coding region: 176-760 (194 amino acids)
Cellular component (GO): small-subunit processome; nucleolus
Source: RefSeq, a predicted model, not a curated record